CUGCGACCACGUGAUCAGGACUGAGCGUCGAACGUCGUCUGCGUUACCUUCGUCCGAAAUUGCCUUCCAUCUCCAGGAUGAAGGAGCGUACAUCUUCUUCAUACUGUUGUCCAGUUUAUGUCUCACUGCCAUCAUUCUCAUUGCUUACAGACCUUGCGGCAGUACAAGCAGUGGUAUUGGCACUGCUACUACGAAGCGAAACGUUCUGGGUUCCGUACCCCGCGUCCAUCAGGGAGGGGCCUAGGGGAUUCAUGAACAUUUAUCGGUAUUCAGAAUCCAAACCAGUAGUAUGAUCGUUAUUGUUUAUCUUUGACGCAUAUGGAUGGCAUAGAUUGUGGGAAUCUGAUAUUUUUACUGUCCACUCUUGCUGUCCCCUUCAGGUCGCGGGCGACAAGGCCACGGCUUAGGUCGGUCGUCUCUUUCUUUGAAUUUAAGCUCUUUCGAAUUUGAUGAAGAGAAAUUUUUUUCUUUCACACUUUUUAUGCAUUUGCUUGCUCUAUUUUAUUUGAAGAGAAAUAUCGAAGAGGGGCAAAAGAAGAAGACGGAAAGCUCCAGGACUGUUCAUUGUUGCUUGGUCCCUGAAUUUCAUCAACAUUCACUCGUCCAGGCUGCUUCCCGGGAAUGAACUCGCUUAAACCACGAAAUCUUCUCAUCUUGCGCAACUAUCUACAGGCAAACGUGCUGCAUAUUUUACUCUUCUGUAUCUGUGGUGGUCGUUUGAUGAUUUCCAAAUGUCCUUCCUUCGCAUGUGACAAAUUGAUCUAGUUUCUUUGUUCUCGAGGACUAACAAAAGUCCCGCCAGCUGUCGUAUCUGUGAACGUCCACUGUUGAAGCACCCGCCGUUCCCCAAUAAAAUCUAUGGAUAUCUUCGAUUGGCAUGGUGGGCAGAGACCCAUUCAAGCUUCGCCUGCGGACAACCUCCUGGCCCUUGAUAUCGAUGGCUUUGUUGAGAUUCCACGGCGUGCUCCUCUCUCAAGUGAUUCGAAUCCAAUUCCAGGGGCCGACCACCCCACCUUUGUUGCAUUGCCACAUUCUCUGCACCAUGGAUCACCUACUCCAACCGUCAAUUUAGACUUUAAUGGUGCCUUGACGAAGAUCCUCGAGUUGUUCCCCGAUAUCAGCCACCAGUAUGUGAAGGAUUUAUAUGAUUUCCACGCGGCCAAUCCCGAACAGCAUGCGGAGUUGAGCUGUGUCGAUCAGAUCAUCGAGCAUAUUUUGGAAAAUCCCCCAUAUCCUAAGCAGAGGGACGUCAAAAGAAAAAGAACAGACGAUGAUGAAGGAGAGGCAGAAGAAGGGGAAGAUAGUCGCAGGUGGGAUGAGUAUUCCCGAAGCGAUGCAUAUUACGUUCAUGUAUCUGUGAAAAUUCUAUGCAACGAAUUCCCCCAUGUCCCUGUCUCUUACGUUCGCCGAUUCUUACAUGAGAAGCGCAAAUUUUACCCGACGUACUUGGCACUGGCCUCGCAGGAGAGCCCACACUCUACCCUGCCUAAACCUUACGAGCGACUGAAGAGACCAAGGAAGGUUCCUCCUUCAGAAUUGACAUUUAUUCCACGCGGCCCCUUGGCACGUGAACUGAGAGCUGCAAAGAAGAAAGUGGAGAAGGAUUCUGCCAUUGCUCGUCAGGAUAAGGAGCGAGAGGAGGCAGAGAGGCUCAAUGCGGAGGAGUAUACUCGAGCAGGUGCCCUCGUGGAAUGCCAGUGCUGCUAUAGUGAUGUGCCGUCAAACCGAGCGAUACCCUGUGAAGGUGAAGAGGUGCACUUCUUCUGCUUCGGGUGUAUCCGCAGAUCUGCGGAGACUCAAAUUGGUCUAAUGAAGUAUCAGGUGCAAUGCUUUGAUACCAGCGGCUGCCAGGCGAGCUUUAAUCGAGCCGAUAUGGAGCAAGCGGUAGGGGAAGCGAUAAUGAAGAAGCUCGACUCUCUCCAACAACAGGACGAAAUCUCCAAAGCGGGUCUUGAUGGUCUGGAAGAGUGUCCAUUCUGCGAAUUCAAAGCUAUCUGCCCCCCGGUAGAAGAAGAUCGAGAAUUUCGCUGCUGCAAUCCCGACUGUGAAAUUGUCAGUUGCCGACUGUGCAAGUUGGAAAGCCACGUGCCUCUGACGUGUGAAGAGGCCAGGAAGGAAAAGGGAGUAUCGGAACGUCACCUGGUGGAAGAAGCGAUGAGCGAAGCGCUGAUCCGGAACUGUCCGCGGUGCAACGUGAAAAUUAUCAAGGAGCUUGGCUGCAACAAGAUGACAUGUCCGCAGUGCAAGGGGUUAAUGUGUUACGUAUGCAAAAAGGAUAUCACGCGUCAAGGCUACAAUCACUUUGGGUUUGGUGCAGGAAGCUGUCGCAUGGAUGAUGACCCUUACCGCCACCAGGAGGAAGUGGAUCAAGCUGAAAGGGCCACCAUUGAGAAGAUUCGUGCCAAGAAUCCCGAGCUGAAACAAGAGGAGUUGACAGUCCAGCGCCCAGAAGAUCGCGCGAAGAGAGUGCCAAGGCCUCCUCCCAACCAUUUGCCGCAUCGUUUCCGACCACAGCACAUGAGAGUGCCACGCGAACCACCACCAAAUUACAAUGAUUUAUUCGGACCGGCACCGCUUAUGCAUGGUGUUGCUCCAGACCUGGCAGUGCCGUUUCCAGGACUUGGGCCAUUCGGAGGCGCACCCAACCCAUUAUUAGUGCGGCCAAUGGCAACAGGGCCACUCGUACCGCCAAACUUAGUUGUUCCCGGUCCGAUACCAGAUGCAUACAGGGCCCAUCACGGCGGUUUUACAGGGAUGCCAGGAGGCAUGCCCAUCGGGCUCUUCGACUGGACUAAACUGCCUCCCACCGCUCCCAUGGGUCGGACAGCACUGACUAUCAAUAGUAAUAAUAACAGUAAUAGUAAUAAUAAUUCUGGUCACCAUCCACUACAGCAGCCGGCUAAUCCAGCGACCUGGCAUCCCCGCCGUGAAGUGGAUGCCUCGCAUAACAGUCCGAAUAACGGCACAGAUCCGACAGCCCGGUUGGCUCAAGUGGGUGGUCAACCACGUGCCUGGGGACAAGCGCAGAUGCAUGGGGCCAUCAGCAAUGAUGGACGUCCUAUGCAUGCGCCGGCAACUGACGUGCAACCACCGCUGCAGCUUCCAGGAUAUGCUAUUCGGAUAGGCCGUGGGAGCCAUCGACGUCCAUAAUGUUGGUGUUUGGGCAGAGCAUGAUGCAUGGCGUUUAGCGAAGGAUUUCCGGAAGAAAACGGCAGCUGUAAAUUUCGGUGUUUGAUUUGGACGAUAUUAGUUUUUUAUUUUCCUUCUGUUGAAGAGAGUGGGCGAUGACGGGACUCCGCAGCAUAGCGCAUCAUAUACCCUGGCUUGACUCAUUUCCAUUGAGAGAUUAAUUAAUUUAUUCCAAGCUUUUGACGUGUGUCUUGCAGCUGCAUGAUGCUCGCACAAGAUGAACAAGCUUG
Molecule: messenger RNA, 3419 nt
Organism: Monascus purpureus
Lineage: Eukaryota; Fungi; Ascomycota; Eurotiomycetes; Eurotiales; Aspergillaceae
Source: the annotation of a GenBank genome assembly